Messenger RNA from Populus trichocarpa (black cottonwood), 789 nucleotides. RefSeq lists its product as uncharacterized. The record is from RefSeq and is a predicted model, not a curated record. Gene Ontology annotation, cellular component: nucleus. Lineage: Eukaryota; Viridiplantae; Streptophyta; Magnoliopsida; Malpighiales; Salicaceae. The transcript is spliced from 5 exons. Bases 1 to 789 code for a protein of 262 amino acids. Gene Ontology annotation, molecular function: DNA binding. Gene Ontology annotation, biological process: DNA repair; DNA recombination; DNA replication.
AUGGAUCCACAUCAACAUAAGAAUAUGCGAUUCACUUGCAUGGCAUCUAUUACUGAUUAUGAUCUCUUUAAUGGGUGGUGGUCCAAAACAUGCCCAAAAUGCACUAAAACACUCUCAGGACCAUCAGACAACCUCAGAUGCUUUGAACAUGGAACUCCAGACUCUGCACCAAUUCCAUCGUUUAAAGUGAACUGCAUUGUAACUGAUGACAAAGAUGUCACAAACUUCUUCUUAUCUGGAAAAACUGCUGAGAACUUUUUCAACGCCUCAGCACAUCAUCUGGUUUAUGACAAGAAAUAUGUUGAUCCUUAUACAGUCCCACCACAAAUGACUGAAGUAUUGAACAAGAUGAAAAUCUUUCAACUACGUUUCGGGGCUUAUAAAUCAGCAAUCAACAGAUGUGACAUCUUUGUUACAAAUGUUUUUGACGAAGGCAUCAAACAGUCUUCAGAGAUUCAAUCAGAACAAUUUGGUGCUGGGUCCUCAACCACUCCUACAACCAUUACUAUUGAAAACUCAUCAAUAGUUCAAGCGGACACGCUUACUCCAAUAACACCACCUGACAGCACUCCACCAUCUCAACACCAAGAAGACAGUUACCGCCUAAAGGCUAAGAAAAGUUUAGAUUUCACCGAUCCUCAUUCAGAAAAAAUUCAUCUAAAACAGAAAUCAAUCAUUCUCGAUGAAGAAGAUGAACCACCAACUAAAAGAAACAAAGACAACCUUUCUCCAUCAUCAGAGAUGCACACUGAUGAUUUUUUCUCUUCUGCAAUUGACAUUAUUGCCUAA